CUACCAUUCCCCUGCAGAGUUCCUGCCUCCACCUUCACAACUGCAGGAGGGAGAGGUUGGCAUCAUGGACAAUGAGAUCUGUAAAAUUUAUUUCCAAUCACCAACCAGUAAAUACUCUCUACAUGAGGAUAUGCUGUGUGCAGGGAACCUCAUUACUGGAAAGUCCAUCUGCAAAGGAGAUUCUGGAGGUCCCCUUGUCUGCAAGCUGAACAAUACCUGGUUUCUGAUGGGGCUGUCCAGCUGGAGCUUGGCUUGCUGCCAGCCCAUAAGCCCCAGCGUCUUCACCAGACUCACCCACUUCUCCAGCUGGAUCAGUAAGAAGCAGGAAGCCUCACCAAAUCCUGAUCCUUCUUCUGCUCCUCCUCAGAGCAAACCUCCUGCUUUGGAUGACUUUAAUUCUCUGGGCACUGUUCACAAGCCCAGGAGCUGCACAACCCUGGUGUUUUCACAGACUUUCCCUCUGCUGCUGAUUUCCUUCAGGACUCUGUAACAGACCACAUGGUGCUCCUUUCCAGUUGUCAUCCACAAGCAUGUUUGCUUUAGUGCCAAUAGGCCCUUCAUUCUCUUAAAUCUGUCCAUCUUUGAGCUCUCCUGCCCACCUGAGGCCUACUUUAGGAUUGACAAAAUAAAAAUAAUUUAACAGGCUCCU
Messenger RNA from Pipistrellus kuhlii (Kuhl's pipistrelle), 649 nucleotides. Its product is annotated as serine protease 40. The coding region runs from base 65 to 490 and encodes 141 amino acids. The record is from RefSeq and is a predicted model, not a curated record. Gene Ontology annotation, molecular function: serine-type endopeptidase activity. The transcript is spliced from 2 exons. Lineage: Eukaryota; Metazoa; Chordata; Mammalia; Chiroptera; Vespertilionidae. Gene Ontology annotation, biological process: proteolysis.